AUGUUUCGGUACACGAGCCGCCGGAUGGGCAUCUUCUCCACGAGUCGACUGCCCUUGCGACUAGAAGCUAAAAGGCAGCAAGCGCAGGUGGUAAACAUACAAAAAGUCCGGUUUAUAAAGCCAAGACUUCGUGUUCGGGCGACAUCGUUUUUCAUAUAUGCUAUCACGAUAUAUGCAUGUAUCAAUGUUUUUGACAAGCUGGUUCUCGACCCUUUGGAUCGUGCAGCAGAGGAGGCGUUAAAAAAUACUCCGGCUGCCGAGUUGGCCGAGGAUACGGACAAGCCGCUCUUCAUACCAUUUCCUGGGACUACGAAAGUUGUGAAGGCUCUGCCAUAUCAGGGGUCUGAUCCAGAAUGGCAAACAUUUAUCAAAAUCAAUAGAGAUCGCCCCCUACAAGCCAGGUUGCGAGCUGAGCUUGCUGAUUUGAUCAGACAACUUGGUGAGAGUCACCCGCUGAUAGCCCUGAAGUGUGGGAAAGGAUUGAAGCCGAACAGAUCCUGGAUCAAUAUUGACUACCCAAAUUAUCCCCCUCCAGGAUAUGAGAGAUCUGGGAUCGAGAUAUCAGAUGAAGCCGUCUCUUGGGUGACCGCUCCUGUUGAUAGCCACACAGUCUUCAGGUUACAGAAAAUUUUAUGGCCACAGGCUCUCAUGAGAUCAUGCUGGGACUUUGCUAAAGUCCUUGUUGCGGACGACACGAAAUGGUUCGCGGGGAUACUCGGAAUUCAGAGUAAUAACUCGCCAGUUCCUUCACUUGGCGAAUUAGUCACUCGAAAUGAACAUCCGCUUAAGCACCCAGCUCUCAACAAAACCGGACCGCCGCUAACCACUGAGCCUGCUAAGUCGACCGUCGAUGGCAAAAUAGCGGAGGAUGAGUACUUCGCAUCCGCCGAACAGACUAAGUUAGCUGCUCUCCGCCAGCACUUUUUGAAACCAAUUGCGGCAUUCAAAACGAAAUUCAAGCAAACUUGGUCACCAGCUCGUAAUUACCCACCGCGAGGGUGCAUAAUAUUGAAGGGGUUGGUGGAGUUAGAAGGGCCAAAAGCAUAUGUGCUCUUUGAUGUAAGCGCAGCAUGGGACCCCAAAACGAAAACGUUCCAUAAAGACAGCUAUGAUAUAAAAGUGAAAAGGUUGUCCGCUAAAAAGCAAGGGCCACUUUCUCGAUGA
Molecule: messenger RNA, 1164 nt
Organism: Venustampulla echinocandica
Lineage: Eukaryota; Fungi; Ascomycota; Leotiomycetes; Helotiales; Pleuroascaceae
Exons: 4
Coding region: 1-1164 (387 amino acids)
Source: RefSeq, a predicted model, not a curated record